AUGGCAAGAACCAAACAGACAGCCCGUAAAUCUACCGGAGGCAAGGCUCCAAGGAAGCAGCUCGCCACCAAAGCUGCGCGUAAAAGCGCACCGGCUACCGGUGGAGUGAAGAAGCCUCACCGUUACAGGCCAGGUACCGUGGCUCUAAGAGAGAUCCGUCGUUACCAGAAGUCCACUGAGCUGCUGAUCCGCAAGCUGCCCUUCCAGCGUCUGGUCAGAGAAAUCGCUCAGGAUUUCAAGACCGAUCUGCGUUUCCAGAGCUCUGCUGUCAUGGCUCUUCAGGAGGCCAGCGAGGCUUACCUCGUUGGUCUGUUCGAGGACACUAACCUGUGCGCCAUCCACGCCAAGAGGGUCACCAUCAUGCCCAAGGACAUCCAGUUGGCUCGUCGUAUCCGUGGGGAGCGUAACGGCAUCACGAAUCACGUUCUCCAGGAACACCUUCAACACACCACGGGUCUCCUCGUAUAUGAGGCCGGAGAUACGCUUCACACCACCACGGCGAGCCAGACGCCUGAUUGCAGGCUUGGUGAUCCCCUGGAUGUUAUCACGAAGAACUUUACGACGUACUGUGAUCAUUUAAUCAUGAGUGGAAGAGGAAAAACCGGAGGCAAGGCAAGAGCAAAGGCCAAGACUCGGUCAUCCAGGGCUGGACUCCAGUUCCCCGUCGGCCGUGUGCACAGGCUGCUGCGUAAAGGCAACUAUGCCCAACGUGUCGGUGCUGGUGCACCGGUCUACUUGGCUGCUGUGCUCGAGUAUCUGACCGCUGAAAUUCUUGAGUUGGCCGGUAACGCUGCCCGUGACAACAAGAAGACCCGUAUCAUUCCUCGCCAUCUGCAGCUGGCUGUGCGUAACGACGAGGAGCUGAACAAGCUGCUCGGUGGUGUGACCAUCGCUCAGGGUGGUGUGCUGCCCAACAUCCAGGCUGUGCUGCUCCCCAAGAAGACCGAAAAGUCCAAAGUAGCAAUGGCAAGAACCAAGCAGACAGCCCGCAAAUCCACCGGAGGCAAGGCCCCGAGGAAGCAGCUCGCCACCAAGGCUGCGCGUAAAAGCGCACCAGCAACCGGCGGCGUUAAGAAGCCUCACCGUUACAGGCCUGGCACCGUGGCUCUGAGAGAGAUCCGUCGUUACCAGAAAUCUACUGAGCUGCUGAUCCGUAAACUGCCCUUCCAGCGUCUGGUCAGAGAAAUCGCCCAGGACUUCAAAACUGAUCUGCGCUUUCAGAGCUCUGCUGUCAUGGCUCUUCAGGAGGCCAGCGAGGCUUACCUCGUUGGUCUGUUCGAGGACACCAACCUGUGCGCCAUCCACGCCAAGAGAGUGACAAUCAUGCCCAAGGACAUCCAGUUGGCUCGUCGUAUACGUGGGGAGCGUGCUUAA
Messenger RNA from Sardina pilchardus (European sardine), 1374 nucleotides. RefSeq lists its product as uncharacterized. Gene Ontology annotation, cellular component: nucleosome. The record is from RefSeq and is a predicted model, not a curated record. Gene Ontology annotation, molecular function: structural constituent of chromatin; protein heterodimerization activity; DNA binding. The transcript has 4 exons. Bases 1 to 1374 code for a protein of 457 amino acids. Lineage: Eukaryota; Metazoa; Chordata; Actinopteri; Clupeiformes; Clupeidae.